CAGGGCUCCUGUGGCCACAUUCCGUUAGCUCUUGGCCCUCCCUGCCCCGCUGCCUUCCCUAGCCGUGUUACCGCUGGAGCCCCCUCCCUCCCUCGCAGAGCUGCGCGCUCUCCCUGUGCCGCCACCACCACCACCACCGCCACCGCCGCCGCGUGCUCCUGCUGCCUUCUCGCUCCAGCCGAGCCAGCCAGAGGAACGAGGGGGGGGGGGGGGAGAGAGAGAGAGAGAGAGAGAGAGAGAGAGAGAGAGAGAGAGAGAGAGAGAGAGAGAGAGAGUCGGCGAGGCAAGCGGAGCGGGGACACGGAGCAGGAGCCGUUCCUCUACAGCCAGCGGAAACCUCCUCGGACAGCAGCCGGGCACCAGCCCCAGCAGCUCUUGUGGACGCCGGAGACGCCGCCGCCGCAGCCACCGUUCCAAGCCGGCCUCUCGCGUCCCUUGCCUCCGGCUUGCCGGGGCAGCGGGGAUGCAGCUGGGGCAUGGCCGCCGGGGCCCCGUCACCUGCCGCGGGGAGCGCUGAACCCGUUGAAAAGCUACCUGGGAGAACCUAACCAUCUCUUGUGAUCCCGCUCUGUCUGGGUACUCCCCACCCCGUGGAAGCUUCUUCGGGUCCGUGGUGUCCCUACCGCCCUGUGACAGUAAAGGGGACAGCACUCCAACAGCGCGAAGUCAGAAGGACCAAGGGGAACCGGCCAGCCUUCCCCGGAGCUGGCCCACAGGCCUCUUCGGUGGGAACCUGUCCUAGGAGUGGCCCAUUCUGCAAACAGGGCAAUCAGGACGCCACGGCUCCGCCUGAAGCGAUGGCCCAGCCCUACCCCUCUGCCCAGUACCCCCCUCCGCCUCAGAAUGGAAUCCCAGCUGAAUACGCCCCGCCUCCACCACACCCCACACAGGACUACUCCGGCCAGACCCCAGUCCCCCCAGAGCACGGCAUGACCCUCUACACACCAGCACAGACGCACCCUGAGCAGCCGGGCACAGAGGCCAGUACACAGCCCAUUGCUGGGACCCAGACAGUGCCGCAGGCAGAUGAGGCAGCCCAGACGGACAGCCAGCAGCUCCACCCUUCUGACCCCACGGAGAAGCAGCAGCCCAAAAGACUACAUGUCUCCAACAUCCCCUUCCGGUUCAGGGACCCUGACCUGCGGCAAAUGUUCGGGCAAUUCGGGAAAAUUUUAGACGUGGAGAUCAUUUUUAACGAGCGGGGCUCCAAGGGUUUUGGGUUUGUAACUUUUGAAACUAGCUCAGAUGCUGACCGAGCCCGGGAGAAGCUGAAUGGGACGAUCGUAGAGGGACGGAAAAUUGAGGUUAAUAAUGCCACAGCUCGGGUCAUGACCAAUAAGAAGCCUGGGAACCCAUAUGCCAACGGCUGGAAGCUAAACCCUGUAGUAGGGGCAGUGUAUGGGCCUGAAUUCUAUGCAGUGACCAGUUUCCCCUACCCCACCACGGGCACCGCCGUCGCCUACCGGGGUGCACACCUGCGGGGCCGGGGCCGUGCUGUGUAUAAUACAUUUCGAGCUGCACCACCUCCGCCCCCCAUUCCGACUUAUGGAGCGGCACUGGAGCAAACGCUUGUUAAAAUGCCAGUCCCGUGGGCGGGGCUGGCACCGUGCCCCCUCCCUCCUCAGCAGACACCGGAGCCGGCCUACCCCGCCUCUCCAGCGUUCCCACCACUCUCUUGUCCGUUUGCUUCCAGGGUCGUGUAUCAGGAUGGAUUUUAUGGUGCUGAGAUUUAUGGAGGCUAUGCAGCUUACAGAUAUGCUCAGCCCGCAGCCGCAGCCGCCGCAGCCUACAGCGACAGUUAUGGCAGAGUCUAUGCAGCCACCGAUCCCUACCAUCACACCAUCGGCCCCACAGCAACCUACAGCAUCGGAACCAUGUGAAACCUUCCACCGUCUCCUUCUCGGACCAUGAAGGGCAAAAACAAAAAACAAAAAACAAAAAAAAAAUCACAAAACAAAAAACAAAACAAAAAAAGAUGUUAAGAUCCAAGCAGCAACAACAACAACAAAAAAUUCCAACCAAACCAAGAGGCAUCCAACCAAGUCCAAGUCCAAGUCCACGUCUGGCGUACGCCCGCACCGAGGGAGCUCGUCCCCCAGGGGGCGCCGGAGAGUGGCCUUGCCUGGCUGGCGGUGCAGUAGGGAUGCGGCCAGGCACUGGGGAAGACCUGGAGGGGAAAUGUGGCCCGUGGGUGUGGGGCGGGGGGGCUCCGGUAUCUUACCCAGUCUUCCUUUCCCACCCUGCUCCCUAGGCAGGAGUUCCUAGGGUGGAGCAGGCCCCUGAGAAGGAGCAACCAGCUGACUUGGGCUAUUGCCUGCUGAGCCCUGGAGGGGCUGGAGGCAGUUAGGGGCCAAGGGCAGCUUGUCACUAUUCCAGGUCUCCAGCCUGGCCUCACUGAAUGUGCUGCCAGUGCGUCAGCUGUCCAACCAGCCGCCCUGGGGUCCAACUCCCAAUGCAAAGGGCUGACAUGGCUCCAGGACUCUGGAGCACCCCAUGCUCCCGCUCCCCUAUGUGAGAAAAGCUUCCAGCUACAGAGAAGGAAGGAGGCCCAGCCAGCAGGGACCUAGUCCUCAUGCUGUGGGCGUGCACAGGGGGGCCCUGGAGCACAGCUUUUGUUUGUAGUGGCAGCCUUCCUGAAGAAGGACCCAACCCUCCUUCCUGCUCCCUCCUGUGGCUCAGUUCUGCUAGGGAGCGGGCGAUGACAGAUGGGCCAGCCCUGGGCUGCACCUCGAGGCCGGGAGUCAAGGUGCUAGGGUCUGGAGGGCCACGGUCAGAGCAGGACCCAUGGGGAAGGCAAGGAAUGGGGACGGUCUGGGCUGGCCCCGCCGCAGGGAAGGCCAGCGGGGCUGCAGCCCCUUCGCUCCCUGGGCAGGAAUAGUGGGUGUCACAGGAAAGCAGCAGGCCCAGUGGAUGGCACAAGGGACAGGUAGCAAGAAGCCCCUGGCAAGGCCGGGAUAGGUGGAGUAGGAUUAACAGCAAAAAAAUAAAAAAAUAACAGAAACCAUGGCUCCCGACGCGGCACCACUGUCUCAUGACACCUCAAAAUAAAUCACCUCACUUUCUAUCCAGCAUCAGCCACCGAAGCUAUGGAAACGGAACCCUCCUUUUCUAUUCCUGUUGUACAUAGCCCCGCGCCUGCCUCCGGCUCUGUCCUCUGUACAGAGCCCCUCGCCUUCUGCUGUUUCGGACCCUUUUCCCACAGCAGCUUGGAACCCUCAUCCCAGCCCCUCUCCCAGGACUGCAGCCGAGCCCCAGGCUUCCUUUCUUACCAUUCUGUAUGCUUCCACGGUGUGAUCAUUCAAAGUAACAGUAUUACUAUUAAGAUUAAUAAAGAUUUCUUUCUUCAAACCAGGA
Molecule: messenger RNA, 3354 nt
Organism: Alexandromys fortis (reed vole)
Lineage: Eukaryota; Metazoa; Chordata; Mammalia; Rodentia; Cricetidae
Gene: Rbfox3
Product: RNA binding fox-1 homolog 3
Exons: 14
Coding region: 798-1880 (360 amino acids)
Biological process (GO): nervous system development; regulation of alternative mRNA splicing, via spliceosome
Cellular component (GO): nucleus; cytoplasm
Molecular function (GO): mRNA binding
Source: RefSeq, a predicted model, not a curated record